AUGAAGAGGCAAAACUAUUACAAGGCUGAUAAAAUGAUAGUUGUUUUUUUUAAUGGCUACCAAGGCAGAUAUCACAAUAAGAAAUGCCAAAUUCCUUCAGGUGGACAAUUUGACAACAUGGAUAACUUGGGGGGAGGGGGAAUGGGAUGGGAAACAUCUCAAAAUGCCAAUGUAAAAUUAACUUACAGCAAUAUUCACCAGCAGAAAAUGUCUUUCUUAUGGAAUGAUUUCAUGUUGCUAAGAAAAAAUUCAAUUUGUAGUCCUGAUUUGAAUAUUAGAAUGUUGGCUAUAAUAGUUCUGUUCUUACAACACAUGGAAUUUUUUUUUUGUUUUAUUUAA
Messenger RNA from Pipistrellus nathusii (Nathusius's pipistrelle), 339 nucleotides. The record is from the annotation of a GenBank genome assembly. Lineage: Eukaryota; Metazoa; Chordata; Mammalia; Chiroptera; Vespertilionidae.